UUCUCUGACUCAACACUCGUUCUUUCAAUCCUCUCUGCUUUUUCCCUCUUAUUUUCUCUGCAACAUCUACAUUACUACACAGAGGAAAAAUUGAGAGGGAAUCGGGGUAAAUGGCGGUACCUUCCAAGCGGGUUUGUGUUUUUGCGGCGGUGCUUGUGGUUAUGUUCGUCGGAGUUUUAGCCACCGUUCAGAACGACGGGAUCUCUGGUGUUACCAGGAAAGAAGAAACAGAGAAGUUGCAGACCUCCAAGAACUCAUCAAUGGCUGCAAGUUCUGGAGAAGAGAUUGAGGCCUGGAAAAAUGAACACGCAGUUGAUGACCCAGAAGAAGUGGUUGCAUUGGUCCAAAUGGGCAUUCGCAACAGUACUCAAAGGAGGCGACUUGGCUAUUUCUCAUGUGGAACUGGCAAUCCCAUUGAUGAUUGCUGGCGCUGCGACCCCAAUUGGCAGAAAAACCGCAAGCGCCUUGCUGAAUGUGGAAUUGGUUUUGGCAGAAACGCCAUUGGAGGCCGCGAUGGUCGCUUCUAUGUAGUUACAGAUCCCAAUGAUGACGACCCUGUCAACCCAAAGCCUGGAACUUUGCGUCACGCUGUAAUCCAGGAUGAACCAUUGUGGAUUGUGUUCAAAAGGGACAUGGUGAUUCAAUUGAAGCAGGAACUCAUCAUGAACAGUUUUAAAACAAUUGAUGGCCGUGGGGUUAACGUCCAUAUUGCUAAUGGAGCCUGCAUCACCAUCCAAUUUGUUACGAAUGUAAUCAUUCACGGUCUCCACAUUCAUGACUGCAAGCCCACUGGUAAUGCUAUGGUUAGGAGCUCACCCAGUCACUACGGGUGGAGGACAAUGGCCGAUGGAGAUGCUAUCUCUAUUUUUGGAUCAAGCCACAUAUGGGUCGACCACAAUUCCCUUUCUCAUUGCGCUGAUGGCCUGGUUGAUGCUGUCAUGGGUUCCACAGCCAUUACCAUCUCCAACAACCACUUCACUCAUCACAAUGAGGUGAUACUGUUGGGACACAGUGAUUCCUACACAAGAGACAAGCAAAUGCAAGUGACCAUCGCUUUUAACCAUUUUGGGGAAGGACUUAUCCAGAGAAUGCCAAGGUGUAGACACGGAUACUUCCACGUAGUCAACAACGACUAUACUCACUGGGAGAUGUAUGCCAUUGGUGGAAGUGCAAAUCCCACCAUUAAUAGCCAGGGCAACAGAUACAAUGCACCAGCUAAUCCUUUUGCAAAGGAGGUGACAAAGAGGGUGGAAACAAGUACAGGCAUAUGGAAGAACUGGAAUUGGAGGUCAGAGGGUGACCUUCUGCUGAAUGGCGCUUAUUUCACUCCAUCUGGAGCUGGAGCUUCAGCUAGCUAUGCUCGUGCUUCAAGCUUAGGUGCCAAGUCUUCUUCCAUGGUUGGAGCAAUUACUGCUAACGCAGGUGCUCUUCCAUGCCGCAGGGGACGCCAAUGCUAAUACACUCUGAUGAAUUAGAUUUGGCCAAAAAUAGGCCAUUUAGUUUGUGAUUUUUGUUUGAGCAAUUGUUUCUUUCAGGUCCUUACAUAUUGCAUUACCAAAUGUAUUGGCAAGUGUACAUUUUUUGCACAUGUCAUUAUAUUUCUGCAUCCCAGUUUCCCUCUCUGUUAUCUCUCAACCUCGGCCUGCUUCAGUCGAAAAGCCAAAAACCCAAUCCCAUUCUUCAGGGGGCAGGUGCAGAAGCGUUGUACAUCUUGUUCACCUUUUUCCUUUCCCCCUCCCCCCGCCUCUUCUGUCCUUUUCAGUUCUAACCACCAUUGAAACACUCUUUGAGUCCUUACUGUCAGUCUGUCUAGUCUUAUGAGUCUAGGAUUUUUUUUUUUUCUCAUUUUGUCUAGGGACACAAGCAACAUUCUGGAUUUCAAGUUAUGGAAAAAGAAAGAAGAAAGAAAAGGGGAAAAAGAAAAGCUUUGUUAUAAAAGUUGCAUAGGUAUAGCAUUGAUGUUCUUUAUCUUUAAACUUCUUGUUGCUUUGCAUCUUUUAUUUUUUUAUAUCUCUGUUAAUGGAAACAACAUUUCUUUUUCA
This is a messenger RNA of Manihot esculenta (cassava), 2042 nucleotides long. Its product is annotated as probable pectate lyase 8. The coding region runs from base 111 to 1457 and encodes 448 amino acids. The transcript has 7 exons. Gene Ontology annotation, molecular function: pectate lyase activity. The record is from RefSeq and is a predicted model, not a curated record. Lineage: Eukaryota; Viridiplantae; Streptophyta; Magnoliopsida; Malpighiales; Euphorbiaceae.